Messenger RNA from Beta vulgaris subsp. vulgaris (sugar beet), 351 nucleotides. RefSeq lists its product as uncharacterized. The transcript has a single exon. Bases 1 to 351 code for a protein of 116 amino acids. NCBI's taxonomy places the organism in Eukaryota, Viridiplantae, Streptophyta, Magnoliopsida, Caryophyllales, Amaranthaceae. The record is from RefSeq and is a predicted model, not a curated record.
AUGGAGUACCUAUCAAGGACUCUGAAAGUAGUGGGGGAGAAGACCCAGUUCAAGUAUCAGCCAAGGUGUAAGGGUGUGAAAUUGAACCACCUAUGUUUUGCUGACGAUAUUAUAUUGUGUAGCAGUGGUGAUUUUGUCUCAGUUUACACAAUGCUCCAAGGUUUCCAGCAUUUUUCUGAAGCCUCUGGACUUGAAGUGAACGUGCACAAGACUAAGAUGUUUACUGUGGGCUUGAACAAUGAAGCAAGGCAAAGGCUGUUGAAUGCAACGGGGUCUAAAAUAGGGAGCCUCCCCUUCAAAUACUUAGGGGUGCCCAUAAACCACAAAAGAUUGGUUGUGAAUGAAGGCUAG